Molecule: messenger RNA, 759 nt
Organism: Leptopilina heterotoma
Lineage: Eukaryota; Metazoa; Arthropoda; Insecta; Hymenoptera; Figitidae
Product: putative nuclease HARBI1
Exons: 1
Coding region: 1-759 (252 amino acids)
Source: RefSeq, a predicted model, not a curated record
AUGAAAGUGUGCCGCGCGCUGUGCGAAAGGUCGGGAGAUUAUAUAAGAUGGCCACAAGGACGUGAGCUGCGAAGAGUUCAAGAGGAAUUUGAGGAAAUCAGUGGGUUUCCUAAUGUCAUUGGGGCCAUUGAUGGAUGCCACAUUCAAAUUAGUGCUCCCUCAGAAAAUCCUGACAGCUAUUUUUGUCGAAAGAACUUUCAUUCUUUGUUGCUGCAAGGGAUUUGCGAUGCCAAUUUACGUUUUAUAAACAUUUAUGCUGGCAUUUGCGGAAGUGUUCAUGAUGCCCGUGUCUGGAACUUGAGCGACAUUAAAGAAGCCAUUGAAGUUGACAAGGAGCGUUACUUUCCUGGUGACAGUCACAUGCUCGGCGACUCGGCCUAUGGUGUCCAGUCUUUUUUAAUGGUCCCCUAUAAAGAUUACGGCAACAUGACGGCUGUACAAAGACAUUAUAAUACGGUUCUGUCGAAACAUCGAGUUGUCGUCGAAAGGGGAUAUGGUUUGCUGAAAGGUCGUUGUCGCAGAUUAAAAUAUUUAUAUUUGCAAAAGAUCAAAAAUGGAUCUUUGAUCAUUGCUGCGUGUUGUGUGCUGCACAACAUUUGUCUCGACCUAGAUGACGAAGUAAACGAGGAGAUUUUGAACGAACUCGACCCUAUUGAAGAAGAUGAUCUUGAUCCCCUUGAAAAUGAGAGAAUCAAUCUUCCUGCCCAAAUUAAGAGGGACGCUAUUGCCGAAAUGUUAUUCGAGACAAGAAGACGUUGA